CGUGCCCACCCCCGGUGGCUGCUGCAGCCUACGUUGCCUCCGCCACUGCCUGACGCCCGCGGAGCCCGAGCCCGAGCCCGAGCCUGAGCGGCGCUGGGCCCGACGUGGGGCUCCUGGGCCGCGGCGGCGGGCGGGCGAUGCUCCAGCGGCCUGACCAGCCAUGGAGGCCGAGGCAGGAGGCCUGGAGGAGCUGACGGAUGAGGAGAUGGCGGCGCUGGGCAAGGAGGAGCUGGUGCGGCGCUUGCGGCGGGAGGAGGCGGCGCGCCUGGCGGCUCUGGUGCAGCGCGGCCGCCUCAUGCAGGAGGUGAAUCGGCAGCUGCAGGGUCACCUGGGCGAGAUCCGCGAGCUCAAGCAGCUCAACCGGCGCCUGCAGGCAGAGAACCGCGAGCUGCGCGACCUCUGCUGUUUCCUGGACUCGGAGCGCCAGCGCGGGCGGCGCGCCGCGCGCCAGUGGCAGCUUUUCGGGACCCAGGCAUCCCGGGCCGUGCGCGAGGACCUGGGCGGCUGUUGGCAGAAGCUGGCCGAGCUGGAGGGCCGCCAGGAGGAGCUGCUGCGGGAGAACCUGGCGCUUAAGGAGCUCUGCCUGGCGCUGGGGGAGGAAUGGGGCCCCCGCGGGGGCACCGGCGGCGCUGGGGGCUCAGGCGCCGGGCCAACACCCGAGCUCGCCCUGCCCCCCUGCGGGCCCCGCGACCUAGGCGAUGGAAGCUCCAGCACCGGCAGCGUGGGCAGUCCGGAUCAGUUGCCCCUGGCCUGCUCCCCCGAUGACUGAGGGCGCUGCUUCCUCCACGCCAACGCCCACCCGGAUUGCUCCCGGAGCUCUGGGACUGCGAUGAACCUCGGGACCUGGACGCCGUCCUGGCUGCGCACGAGGGGCCACUGGCGUGGACUAAGAAACCCUGAAACCGAGGAGAGCCCCUCGCUCUCGCUGGCGGGGCAGCAGGGGGACUGGAGGCUGGAGCAGAUGGACUUGCUGGGGGUUGGGUGAGGGCUAAUAAACUGGGACGGAAGCGGA
Lemur catta (Ring-tailed lemur) is the source of this 1012-nucleotide messenger RNA. RefSeq names its product coiled-coil domain containing 85B (gene CCDC85B). The transcript has a single exon. Gene Ontology annotation, cellular component: nucleus. Gene Ontology annotation, biological process: negative regulation of DNA-templated transcription. Lineage: Eukaryota; Metazoa; Chordata; Mammalia; Primates; Lemuridae. Bases 161 to 769 code for a protein of 202 amino acids. The record is from RefSeq and is a predicted model, not a curated record.